Molecule: messenger RNA, 998 nt
Organism: Enhydra lutris kenyoni (northern sea otter)
Lineage: Eukaryota; Metazoa; Chordata; Mammalia; Carnivora; Mustelidae
Gene: NCCRP1
Product: non-specific cytotoxic cell receptor protein 1 homolog (zebrafish)
Exons: 6
Coding region: 1-789 (262 amino acids)
Biological process (GO): SCF-dependent proteasomal ubiquitin-dependent protein catabolic process; glycoprotein catabolic process
Cellular component (GO): cytoplasm; SCF ubiquitin ligase complex
Molecular function (GO): ubiquitin protein ligase activity
Source: RefSeq, a predicted model, not a curated record
AUGGAGGAGGAAAGCGACCGACCCGCUCUCGGAAGCGGGAUGGAGGCCGACGAGCCCGCCAGCCCCCGGGAGCCGCCGUCGCCGCCCCCGCCGCCGUCGCCGCCGUCCCCCUCUGCCCCCGACACCCCGGGGACCCCCCAGCCCGAGCAGCCGACGGAGGCCUACGCCCGGCAGCUGCUGCUGGAGGAGUGGAGACCCCCGGGGGGGAGCCUGGAGCUGCCCCCGCGCCUCACCUGGAAGCUGCUCUUCCUGCGGCGGCCGCUCUACCGCAACCUGCUGCGUUCGCCCAACCCCGAAGGCAUCAACAUUUAUGAGCCAGCACCCCCUACUGGUCCCACCCAGCAGCCCCUGGAGACUCUGGGCAACUUCAACGGCUGGUACAUUAGGACCGAGAAGCUCCAGCAUGACUGCAGCUGGACGGUGAAGCAGCAGUGUGUGGACCUUCUGGCCGAGGGCCUGUGGGAGGAGCUCCUUGACGAUGAGCAGCCAGACAUCACGGUCAUGGACUGGUACGAGGACAGCCGGCUAGACACGUGUGUCUACGAGCUGCACGUCUGGCUGCUGGCAGCUGACCGCCGCUCAGUCAUCGCGCAACACCACGUGGCCCCCCGAUCCUCUGGGCGGGGCCCCCCCGGCUGCUGGCUCCAGGUGUCCCACGUCUUCCGCCAGUAUGGCCCUGGCGUGCGCUUCGUUCACUUCCUGCACAAGACCAAGAACCGGAGGGAGCCUGGCGGGCUGCGGCGGACAAGGGUGACAGACUCCUCCGUGUCUGUGCAAUUCAGGGAGUGACUGGCUGUCCAACUCCCAGCCUGUUCUGACCCUUUGUCUCACUGGUCCAUAACGUGUGAUCCCUCAGCACCUCCCUGAUCUCUUAGCACUUCCCUGACCCUUUGCAUCUCCCUGACCCCUUAAUAUCUUCUUGUUCCUUUAUCCCUUUGGACCGCUUAGCAUCUCUUUUACCUCCCUGACCCUUAGAAGUCCCUGGCCCUUAGCACCUC